AUGGUGAUGAUUAACAAUCUUACUGAAACCCAAGUCACAGAAUUUAUUCUUCUUGGACUGCCAUACCUGCAGGAACAUCAGCUUGAACCAUUUUUAAUUUUUUUGGCUCUUUACUUGGUAACACUUCUUGGAAACUCUUCAUUGCUUGUUGCAUUAGUGACAGAUAAGAAACUGCACAAACCCAUGUACUUUUAUAUUGGUAUACUGGCUAUACUAGAUAUGCUAUUCACAACAGUGACAAUUCCAAAAAUGUUGUCAAUAUUUCUUAUUAAAGCCAACACUAUCUCCUUUAAUGGAUGCUUUUUGCAGAUGUUUAUCUAUUAUUGUACAGCAGGCAUUGAAUCUUUUCUUCUUGUGGUAAUGGCAUAUGAUCGAUAUUUAGCAAUCUGUGAUCCAUUGCACUAUACCUCUGUUAUGAAUAGGAGAUUUUGCAUUCACGUAACAGUAGGGAGUUCUGUUUUAUCUUGCAUGCUUAUAGGGUCCAUUGUUAUUUUUACUGCAACAUGUUCAUUCUGUGGCCCAAAUAAAGUUAAUAAUUUAUUUUGCGAUCAUUAUUUUGUGGUAAAACUGAUUUGUGAAGAUACAAUUAUGAUUACAUUGUGGGUAACAUUUAUUACUUUCCUAACAAUAUGCAUGCCUUUUAUUUUAGUUUUGGUAUCAUACAUGAAAAUCCUCAAGUCUGUGAUUAAGCUUAAUUUUCCAGAAGGAAGGAAGAAAGCUUUCUCUACGUGCAGUUCUCAUCUGCUGGUGGUCAUCAUGUUUUAUGUAUCAAUUAUUAUUGGGUAUGCAACAUAUGAUUCCAAAGGCACUUUUGAUGAAUUCCAUGGGACAUCAUUUAUUUUCCAUGCUGUUUUAGCCCCAGCACUAAAUCCUGUUGUUUAUUCUCUGAGGAACAAGGAAGUCAAAUUAGCAAUUAAGAAAUUUGUAAUAAAUAAAACAUGA
Molecule: messenger RNA, 942 nt
Organism: Protopterus annectens (West African lungfish)
Lineage: Eukaryota; Metazoa; Chordata; Ceratodontiformes; Protopteridae
Product: olfactory receptor 8U9-like
Exons: 1
Coding region: 1-942 (313 amino acids)
Biological process (GO): G protein-coupled receptor signaling pathway
Cellular component (GO): membrane
Molecular function (GO): olfactory receptor activity; G protein-coupled receptor activity
Source: RefSeq, a predicted model, not a curated record